AUGACUUUUGGUUACAACAAAACGAAUAUAAAUACGCUUAAAACAACAACACAAAUAUUUAGUGAUGCUAAGUCUAUCAUCUUUGAUAUUUGUAGUAGGGAGGAUAAGAAAGAUGUUGGGAGAUUUGCUAUGGUUUUAGAGAAUCUUUGGAAGAGCCGCAAUAAUAUUGUUUGGAAUAAUAAUAGGAAAGAUCUUGCGAGAAUUGGUAUUCAAGCUUAUUAUAAUUGGUUUGAUUGUUUUAAUGUCCAAGAUGUUCAUGUCCUGAAUAUUGAUUCUCAGUUCCCUCUGGUUUGGACCCCCCCUGCUGUAGGGUGGUUGAAGUGUAACGUUGAUGCAGGUUUUAAUAAUCACUACCAAACUAUGAAUAGGGCUUGGUGCCUUCGUGAUAAUUUGGGGAGAUUUAUCGUUGCAGGUGUAGCUUGGGAUAAAGGUAUCACAUCACCCAUAGAAGUUGAAGCUUUGGCUUUGAAGGAGGCCAUUCACAUUGCUAUUACCAUGAACUUGAAUAAUUUGAUUUUCGAAAGCGAUUCUCAAGUGCGUCAAGCGAAUAUGGUUGCCGACUCUUUAGUUAAGGCGGCCAAUUCUUGGUCUAGACGUAAUUUCGUUAAUGUUGUACCUCCUUGUAUUGACAUUCAUUUGGUUAAUGAUAUGAGUUAA
This is a messenger RNA of Vicia villosa (hairy vetch), 657 nucleotides long. RefSeq lists its product as uncharacterized. The transcript has 2 exons. Lineage: Eukaryota; Viridiplantae; Streptophyta; Magnoliopsida; Fabales; Fabaceae. Bases 1 to 657 code for a protein of 218 amino acids. The record is from RefSeq and is a predicted model, not a curated record. Gene Ontology annotation, molecular function: RNA-DNA hybrid ribonuclease activity; nucleic acid binding.